Etheostoma cragini (Arkansas darter) is the source of this 692-nucleotide messenger RNA. It is a transcript of the gene ssna1, whose product is annotated as Sjogren syndrome nuclear autoantigen 1. The transcript has 3 exons. The coding region runs from base 197 to 541 and encodes 114 amino acids. The record is from RefSeq and is a predicted model, not a curated record. Gene Ontology annotation, cellular component: ciliary basal body; centrosome. Lineage: Eukaryota; Metazoa; Chordata; Actinopteri; Perciformes; Percidae.
UUUCUGUGGGGAGGCGCUUUUAUUUUUUUGGAUGAUACAAAAAGAGACAGAUGCCAAGUUAGCCGGCCGUAAGAUUUUAGCUAACUAGACAACAAGUAACUAGCUAGCUAGCUAUCUUAAGCGGUGCCUAGCUGCGGUUAAAUCUUAUAAAGUUUGCUAGUUAAUUUAGCUAGGCAGACGUUAGCUCAAAUCCAACAUGACCCAACAAGCUGCUGCUCUGCAGACUUACAACAAUGAACUUGUCAAAUGUAUUGAGGACCUGUGCUCCAAGCGAGAGGAGUUGAACAGUCAGAUCAAGCAGGAGGAAGAGGAGAAGGAACGGCUGCAGCACGACAUCCGCGUCCUUUCAGAGAAGCUGAGUCGAGUCAACGAGAGCCUGGCGCAAAGACUCGCCGCCCGCGCCACGUUCGACCGCACCAUCGCAGAGACAGAGGCUGCUUACACUAAGAUCUUGGAGAGUUCCCAGUCCCUUCUGAGCGUCCUGAAGCAGGAGGCAGGAAACCUGAGUAAAGCCACAGAGCCCCGGAGAAAGGCUCAGUAAUGCCAGUGAAAUGUCACUCAACUCUCGUUUUGACCUCAACAGCAACACUUGACUCUGCACUUUCAACUGUUUCUACUCCACUCUGGACUCACUGUAAUAGAUUUGAUUUAUUGUAAGCUUCUUAUUCUAAUAAAUGUAUUUCUUAUCACUA